CAAUUGGUCUUCGUUUUUAUUAUACCGCGGCGGGGUUUUUAAUUUAUUUUUUCCUUUCUCCCCUAAUAAUUUUAAUUUUAUUGUUCAAGUGAAUGAUUAUUUACUUUAAAUAACAAAGUGCAAGGGAAAUAUUAACUAUUAAAUCAAAAAAUUGUUUUCGUUGUUUUUAAGUCGUGAAGCAAAACGCCAUUUGCUGUGCUGAUAGCGGGAGGGUCUUUAGUUAAUAGUAGGGGGGAGUAGAAAAUAAGUAAUAAGACAACAAAAUGACAAACAUGCGCCCACCGCAGAAAUCCAAACUAUUGAAGGUCGUCAUAUUAGGCGAUGGUGGUGUGGGCAAGUCUGCGCUUCUCAACCGCUUCGUCUCCAAUCGUUAUGAAGAAAAUAAUUUCCACACAAUUGGAGUGGAAUUUAUGAACAAGGAUAUUAUAGUAGAUAACGAAAAAUAUACUCUACAGAUAUGGGAUACGGCUGGACAAGAACGUUUUCGUGCCUUGCGUACACCCUUUUAUCGUGGAUCGGAUAUAUGCCUGCUUUGCUAUGCUCUGGAUGAUCGGGAUAGCUUGCAAGGAUUGGGCAUGUGGCGUAAUGAGUUUCUUAACUAUGCCGAUGUGAAACCAGACAAAUUUCCCUUUAUAGUGGUGGGAAAUAAGAAUGACCUUCAGCCGCAACAGCGUCAGAUUAAUUCUGAUGAGGUUAAACAAUGGUGCAAAGAACUUAAUAUAAGCACCCACAUUGAGACAUCCUCGAAGACGGCAACAAAUGUCACCGAAGCCUUCACACUUGCCCUACGCCAAUGGAAGCAUAUGGAGUGUGUGGCUGAGGCGGAGCUGCGUCAACAGAAUGGUGAUACUAUCGAUUUAACGCGACCCAUACGUCUGAUACAGAAACGUUACUGCUGCUCAGGCGGUGGCACUGGUGGUUCGUCUGGUCGUGGUUCAUAUGCUGAUGAUGAUGAUGACAAUGAUGAUGCAUCAAUGCGAACGCCAUCCACAUUGUUUGGACAACAACGAAGUGCAACAGCGGCGCCAUCGACCAAUUAUCGUCUAUGAAUCGACCAAAUUGCGUACAACGCAAUAUAAGAAGAGUUGUCUAGAUAAUUGAAGCGCCUUUUAAGAAAAUUACUCAAUGCAUUCCUAAUUGAAGACCAAGGAUAUAAUUGUAAUCUACACCAAAAACUAAGAUAAUUGUUUGGUUUUUGUUUUUUACAAAAUAUUAGUUUAAAAAAGCUGUAAAAGAGUAUAACGAUUUGUAUAACAAAACCCAUUUCUCAAGACCCAAAUUCGUUAAAAAUCGCAAAAUGCUAGCCCGAUUGAAUGUAUAUUUUUAAUCGCAAAACGACAUUAAUUGCAUUAUUGUUAUCUAUUUUGACUUAUCUAAAUUGCUUUCAACAGCUGUGCCUUUUAAUGGAAAAGUCAAUUGAAUUGACUUUGCCUUAUUACCCAUUAUAAGCAUUUCUCUUGUCUCUUUCCUUUCCUAAGAAAAAAAUAAUUCGAAUACGAUUUACGAACAAAUGCAAAACGGUUUUUAUUUUUGCAUAAAUGACAAAGUUUUAAUUUCAAAACCAACAAACAAAUAUAAUAUGAAGUAUAGUUAGUGAGAUAUUGAAGUAUAACAUUUUUACAAAUUUAUUAUAAUAACAUAUUAUAUGUAAAUACGCUUAAGCCUGGUA
This is a messenger RNA of Drosophila willistoni, 1669 nucleotides long. It is a transcript of the gene Rab9, whose product is annotated as ras-related protein Rab-9B. Gene Ontology annotation, biological process: retrograde transport, endosome to Golgi. The transcript has 3 exons. Gene Ontology annotation, cellular component: phagocytic vesicle; late endosome; lysosome. Gene Ontology annotation, molecular function: GTPase activity; GTP binding. Lineage: Eukaryota; Metazoa; Arthropoda; Insecta; Diptera; Drosophilidae. The record is from RefSeq and is a predicted model, not a curated record. The coding region runs from base 264 to 1049 and encodes 261 amino acids.